Messenger RNA from Leptosomus discolor (cuckoo roller), 601 nucleotides. The record is from RefSeq and is a predicted model, not a curated record. NCBI's taxonomy places the organism in Eukaryota, Metazoa, Chordata, Aves, Leptosomiformes, Leptosomidae.
GCCCCUCCAUUGUGACCCCUCCUAAGGACAUCUGGAAUGUGACAGGAGCACAGAUCUACCUGAGCUGUGAAGUCAUGGGCAUCCCAACCCCUGUCCUCAUCUGGAACAAGAUAAUUCGGGGACAGUACGGUGUCCAGAGGAUGGAGCUCCUGCCUGGGGACCGGGAAAACUUGGCUAUCCAGACCCGAGGGGGCCCUGAGAAACACGAAGUGACGGGCUGGGUGCUCAUAUCUCCUCUGAGCAAAGAGGAUGCUGGAGAAUAUGAAUGUCAUGCAUCAAAUGCCAAAGGAGAAGCAACAGCUUCUGCAAAAAUCCAUGUUGUGGAAACUCUGCAUGAAAUAGCCCUGACCAAAGAUGACGGUGCAGAGCUGUGAUGCGAUGUGAGGACUUUCACUUAUGCACAGUUUUAAAUCAGUAUUUUGGAAAGCUGCAACCUCUGGCUUUUUCUAGCUCACUAACCCUUCCCUCUUAACUCCUUUGUUCUUCGAUUAUCAAUUUGCUUGCACUCACACUUCUUUCACAGAAACACAAAUAGAUUCACAAGUUUGAUUAGAAAUUUUAAUUCUAUUUACAGGAAAUAAACGUACUUCUGAACAGCACA